Molecule: messenger RNA, 2295 nt
Organism: Medicago truncatula (barrel medic)
Lineage: Eukaryota; Viridiplantae; Streptophyta; Magnoliopsida; Fabales; Fabaceae
Product: general transcription and DNA repair factor IIH subunit TFB1-1
Exons: 20
Coding region: 316-2076 (586 amino acids)
Biological process (GO): DNA-templated transcription; nucleotide-excision repair
Cellular component (GO): transcription factor TFIIH core complex
Source: RefSeq, a predicted model, not a curated record
AAAAAUAAACAAAUGCUUUUGAAUUAUAGCGUUAAUAGGUAUUCCGAUAGCAGGCAAAUUAUUAUAGGCCGCGGCACCCACCGGCGCUUCUCGCGUUUUCUACGAACUUAGUAGUGAUUAGAUUAUUCCAUUUUUCUCCUCAAUUUCGCUCAAUUAUAAAUCGCGAUUCUCCCUCCCAAACGCGAUUAUUCCAAUAUCCACAAAGCGAAGUAGAAUGCUCUCACCCAAACGUGACGUUUUGAUUAGCGAUUUCUCGAUCCUAAAAGUGCUUUUGAAUUAAACCCUUACCGCAAUUGAAUUCUACGGCGGUUAAAGAUGUCUUCGUCGGUUCAACAAGUUGUUAAGCGUGCCAAAUACAAAUCCACCGUGAAAGAUCCUGGCACUCCUGGUGUAAUCAAAUUGACUCGACAGAAAGUUGUUUUCAAGCCUAAUGAUCCAACAUCAAACAACAAGCUUGACGUUGAUUUCAGAUUAAUCAAAAGUCAAAAAAACACCAAAGAGGGGUCAACCAAACCACCGUGGCUUAACCUUGUACAUUCUCAGGGCAGUUACAUCUUCGAGUUUGAAAGCUUUUCAGAUCUUCAUGUUUGCCGGGAAUUCGCAGCUGGUAUUAUUAGCAAGCCUGUAGAAGCCCCAAAAGUUGUUUCCGAUGAACAGCUUAGCACUGCCGAAAUGACACUGAGGAUGAAGCUAUUAGGAGAAGAUAGUAAAUUGAAGAAGAUUCAUAUGGAACUUGUGAUGAGUGAUAAGCUUACAGAAUCAGAAUUUUGGGCUACAAAGAAGAAAUUGCUUGACCAAGAUGAAAGCCGAAAGUUAAAACAAAGGAUUGGAUUUAAAAAUUCUUUGAUCUUCGACACAAAGCCUACUAGUGAUGGUCGGAUAAAUCAGGUUAAAUUUCAAUUGACUCCAGAGAUAAAAUAUCAGAUUUUUGCCCUCAAACCAGCAGUUCACCAGGCAUUCCUCAAUUUUGUACCCAGUAAGAUGAGCGAGGUAGAUUUCUGGAACAAAUACUUUAAAGCUGAAUAUCUCCAUAGUACCAAAAAUGCUAUUGCAGCAGCUGCCGAGGCUGCUGAAGAUGAAGAUCUUGCUGUUUUUUUGAAAGAUGACGAGAUAUUAGAAAAUGAAGCUCGAAAGAAGGUUCGACGGGUCGAUCCAACUCUAGACAUGGAAGCAGACCAAGGAGAUGAUUACACUCAUCUUCCUGAUCAUGGGAUUUUCCGUGAUGGUAGCAAGGAAACAUCUGAAGCUCAAAAUACUCUGUAUCGGAGAACGUUGUUGCAAGAUCUCAACAGACAAAGUGAGGUGGUUCUUGAAGGAAAAACUUUAGAUAUAGAUAUGGAACAUCCAAGAACAGCGGUAGAAGCGCUUGCUCGGAGAAAACAUGAAUCUGAUGGAGUUGUAGAGGAGAGGCGAAACAGAAUUUCUAAGAUGGCCCAGAUUGAAGAUCUUCAGGCACAAGAUGAUCAUCCAUUUGCACCACUCUGUAUCAAGGAUCCUCGUGACUAUUUUGAUUCCCAACAAGCUAAUGCGGUAAAAACCUUGGAUGAUUCCCUAUCCGGUAAGGAGAAAAUAAGAUGCAAUUUGGGUUCUGAGGAAGCCUAUGGCUCUUUGAGGGAGUCCAUAUCUAACAUCAAAACUAUGGGAUUAAGGGAUCCUCUAUUGAGUCAUGAGGUUGCUUUUAAGGUCCUUUCUGAAUUGACUAAAAACAUCUCAAGCACCAAAUCAAAUCUUGGGAAAAGUUCGCAGGAGAGUGUCCUUGAUAUAUUACCCAACACAACUAAGGAGAAACUACUAGAUCAUUGGGUUUGCAGUCAGGAAUUACUGAGGCACUUUUGGUCUUCUUAUCCAGUAACAAAACAAAGUCUUGUUGAUAAGGCUAGAAGACUGAAAGACGCCAUAUCACAAAUAUAUUCUAAACUCGAGGAAAUAAAGGUAUCUGCAAAGUCAGACCUACGGCACCAGGUUUCCCUUGUUGUCCAUCCAAUGCAGCAGGCUCUGGAUGCUGCUUUGUUACAUUACGAUGCUGACAUUACGAGAAGAAAUGCUAAAGGGUCGAAGCGUAAUGGUUAUGUUUAGUAGAAUGAUAUUUCUCUGUAAUAACAAUUUAGGAAUGUAUAUUCCGUCAAUUUUGCCGUGACCUCAACCGUAUGGCUAUUUAUCUUUAUAUUGUGAUCAAAUGAGUUAGUAAUACUAGAAUUAUCGACGAUUUUUUUUUAUAUACAAUUUUGUAGAAUUUAAUUUCAUAAAUAUUUAUGAGAUUAAUUUCUAUACACUGACAAUGUUGUAAUUUUCUUA